Messenger RNA from Patella vulgata (common limpet), 2748 nucleotides. RefSeq lists its product as uncharacterized. Lineage: Eukaryota; Metazoa; Mollusca; Gastropoda; Patellidae. Gene Ontology annotation, molecular function: protein kinase activity; ATP binding; protein binding. Bases 424 to 2748 code for a protein of 774 amino acids. Gene Ontology annotation, biological process: protein phosphorylation. The record is from RefSeq and is a predicted model, not a curated record. The transcript is spliced from 8 exons.
GAGACGUCGUUACACUUUCUUAUAUUUAUUUAUACAACCAAACCAAAGGCCUAUGGUAUGCUUUCAUUGAACAUGUUUUAAAUACUGAUUAGUAUUGCUAUCAUAAGAAGAUUAUGCUUGGUGGAAAUUAUUCUGUUGUAUGGGCCUGCAAAACGACACAACGAUUUGUGAAAAUAAACAAUGCCGACGCGAUGGAUAUUUUCAGAGGUACUAAAUCUACCAAAAAACUAAUACAAUAGCACAACAAUAGCUGUAUAAUAUACAGUGAAUUAUUUAUAAACUUCCAAGUGAAGGUCCUAAAUUUAUGUUCUGAAGUAUCUACAAAAAAGAAGUUAAGAAAGAAACAUUAUUUUAAAGGAAGGUAAUGUGGAUGAAGUUUGUUGUCCCAAUGAGGUUCAACGACUAAGAAACGAAAAUGUUAAAAUGUCAAUCAUUGUCACACAAGCUAAAAAUGGAUACCUUCAGGAAGUGAUUAAAUUACUCCAUGCAGGCUAUUCAGUAGAAGAACAGGAUUCUGACAACGCUACAGCUCUUUAUUGGAGUGCUUGUCGAGGUUACCCCGAAAUCUGUAAAGUUUUACUAGACUUUAGAAGUCAAGUAAAUACCAAAGUUAAGUGGGGGUCCACGCCGCUACAUGCUGCAGCAGAUCGAGGACAGAUAGAUUGUAUAAAGAUUCUUAUUUAUGAAGGGAAAGCAGAUGUAAAUGUUCAGAACGAUCGAGGAGAUACACCUCUACACCUUUCCUGUUAUCGUGGUUUUGUUGAUAUUGUUCGUAUAUUGAUCGACGCCAGAGCCAAUCCAUUUACUAAAAAUAAACAGAAGAAAACAGCUCUUCAAGAAGCUCAUUCACAGAAUUUUCAUGUUAUAACAGAUAUUUUAGAUAAAUAUCAGAUUGAAUUUGAAAGAUCCAAGCUUUCUUCGAUUGACAGAAGAAAUCCCUUGAAAUCUACUAAUUGGCAUUCACAUCCGCCUGUUGAAUAUACUAAUAAUCUGGGUUCUUCCUCAACAUCAAAUUUUUCUCGAAAUUUGAGGCAACAUUCACUGCGAGAAAGUAAUUACAAUAUUUCCUCCCAAUUUAUGCAAGAAGAGUGUUGUGAAGGAUCAGAUCAUAUGCUGCCAGAAUCGAUGAUGACAUCGUCUUCGGACAUGUUAGCAUUCAAUCAGUCAGGUUUACGAGAACCCACUGAAAGUGAAAUGAAUUUUUCUUCCGGGACCAGUACUGAAAUCAGCAAAGAAACUGUUGAAUCUUUUGCUGAAGUUUUACAGAUUGAUCUUGCGAUUUGCAAAGACAAAAUUGGUUCUCUUGAAAUGGAUAACGAUAAAUUAAAAAUUGAAUUAAAAAAAGCACAUCAAUUGUUGUUUGAGGAGCAAAGAGCACGUCAGGAACUAGUAAGACGAAGUCAUAUGAAUAAAACGGAACUAGCAAAACGGGUGUCUGAAGCUGAAACCAAAAGUUUGACAAAUGGGUUCAAAUCCAGUGAAAAAACGGAACUUAAACUUUGCCAUAAAAAUAUUCUAGACUUGAUUAGGAGUAGAAACAUUUCUUUUGAUUGGUCAAAACUAUGUGAUAAUGUUCAAAAGUUAUGGCAACGAUUGGACUAUGAUUUUAGUCUGGAUGUAGCGGGGCGCGAAUGGAUAUUGAAUAGAGAAUAUACAGUAGUUGGUGACAUCCCUGUCAAUCAUUAUGGUACAGGGCAGCGUGACGGAUCAUGUUCACUAGUUUUUAGAAUUAAGCAUAAAGAGAAAUUUUAUAUGUUAAAGAUGAUGAUAAACCUAAUAAACCUACAGUUUUUUGAUCAUAAUUGUGGUUACAGUAUAGAUGAAUAUUUGGUGGAUAGUUUUGGUCCUGAGUAUCUGGUUCCGUUAUUGUUAUCCUCUGGUCACCCCAAUAUAAUCAACAUCCUACAUUACUACCAGGGAUCAACUGCCAGCUUUAAACGAUUUCAGUCUUUGCUAGUCCCACAGAAUUUGGAUGUCCCAAUAGAAAUGGCCAAUAGAACAACUUUUUUAGUUCUACCAGAAUAUCCUACCACUCUCAAGACGUUCAUGCUGGAACAAAAACAAGCUAUGGAAACACCGCUGUAUGGACUUUCAGAACUAUUUCUUUUACAGUUUGUGUACCAGUUGUUAUCUUCUAUAGUAUUCCUACAGAGCAAGAAAAUAGUACAUCGUGAUAUAAAAGCUGACAACAUAUUUCUAGAUUAUUAUCUUCGACCUGUUUUGGGUGAUUUUGGAUUAGCCCGCUGCUUAAAUGACCGUAAUGGUCGACCGUCAAGAUUUGUAGAAAAGGGCCAGGCGUCUGCAGGAAAUUCUCACGCAUGGGCACCAGAACUGUGUCGCUAUUCUCGAUGUUCACCUGAGCUAUUACCUCAAACUGUAUUAUUAGAAGAUAUCUACAGUAAAUCAGAUGGUUUUGCUGCAGCAAGAAUGAUUUAUAGUAUUCUACAACCAGAAGAUGCAUUCCCAACCUCGUCACCAAAUGUUCCCCAUUAUGAAAACUCAAAGAUUCCAGAACUACCAUCAGAGUUAUUUCCAGAGUUCCGUACAAUUCUACGUGAUUUGGUACUAAACGACCCUGUUGAUCGACCCACUGUUAAACAGGCCAUGUUCAGGGUUGGUGGACUUCUAUUUUCGCCAAAUGAACAGGAAGUGACAUCAUUGCAAGAAAUGACACAAUAUCAAGAAGCCAGACUUUUAACACUGUCAGCAGUUGAUUCAGAAACAUGGUAUGAAACAAGGAACACUUAA